AUGACUAUAGGAUUGAAGAAGUGGGCAGUUAGUCUCUGCGUCAGAGCUCUACUUUUCCCUAUCGUCGCAGCUGUGAAGAUAACAUCGAGAAUGACUGGAUCCUGUGGGAAAAAGGCUCUCCGCGAAGAGAUCGAGGAUGGCGUUUUAAAACUGAGCCGACUCAUUCACUCGUCGCUGCGACCGCUGCCUACCCAAACUGGGGAUGGGACUUAUGUCGACGAAACACCGCCUGAACCAAGUUUAAUCGAUGACCUAAAUCAAGUGGACAUCAAGGACCUAGAGACGCUGGCUGAUGUCAUUCGAAAUGCUGCCACAGGAGCGCCUGUCAAUGAUAAAGAUUAUAUCAUGGAGAGAGUCAUCCGGCUCGCUUCUUCGUUACCCUCCAGGUCGCCAAAUGCGGAUAGGCUGAGCAACGCUCUUCUCUCCCUUCUCUGGAACGAUCUAAAACAUCCCCCGUUGUCAUAUCUCGGUGAACAGUAUGUUUACCGACAGGCAGAUGGUUCCCACAAUAACAUCCUUUGGCCACAAAUUGGCAUUGCAGGUUCUUCAUAUGCAAGGACUGUACCAUCGAAGUCGGUCCAACCAGCAGUGCUCCCAGAUCCGGGGACCCUUUUCGAUAAUUUAUUCCGCACUGACCGCGAUGAUUAUACACGCUCCCUUACUUCCUCGUACCUUGAUCUUGCCCCGCUUUAUGGCAGUAACCAGGAAGAACAGAAUACAGUGCGAACCUUCAAAGAUGGGAAGUUGAAGCCAGACUGCUUUUCCGAGAAGAGGAUCUUAGGGUUCCCACCCGGUGUUGGCGUGCUCCUCAUCAUGUUCAACCGUUUCCAUAAUUAUGUGGUUGAAAAUCUUGCCCUGAUCAACCAAGAUAAUCGUUUUCCGAAGCCAGCUGAGGCUAGUGGGAAAGCAUAUGCUAAAUAUGAUAACGACCUUUUCCAAACUGGCCGACUUAUCACCUGUGGCUUGUACAUAAACAUCAUUUUGAAAGAUUAUGUGCGGACCAUUCUCAAUAUCAAUCGGACGGAUAGUGAUUGGAGUCUCGACCCUCGUUCUGAAUCCAUGAGAGGUCUUUUUGGUACGGCGAUCGACGAAGCAGGUGGCAAUCAAGUUUCCGCGGAAUUCAAUUUGGUAUAUCGGUGGCAUUCCUGCGUUUCGGAGCGCGAUGACAAAUGGACUCAAAAUGCCUAUAGGGAGCUAUUCGGUGACGGCAUGGACCCAAACAAAAUAUCCCUAUCCGAUUUUCUGCGGGUUCUCGGUAAAUGGGAAGCUGGACUUUCCAAGGAUCCUCUAAAGCGACCAUUUGCCAAACUUGCCCGUGGAUCAAACGGCUUAUUUAACGAUGACGACUUAGCCAACAUUCUCACAGAAAGCAUUGAAGAUUGUGCCGGCCCAUUUGGAACUUCACAAAUCCCUGCUGUCUUCAGAGCCGUGGAAAUUCUUGGCAUCAACCAAGCACGCUCAUGGAGACUUUCGAGCCUCAACGAGUUCCGAAAACAUUUCAAUCUCAAACCUCAUGAAACUUUUGAAGACAUCAACCCUGAUCCAUAUAUUGCUGACCAACUGAAGCACUUGUACGACCAUCCAGACAAUGUCGAACUCUAUCCUGGGCUCAUUGUCGAAGAAGCUAAAGAAUCCUUGGUGCCGGGAAGUGGGCUGUGUGCUAAUUUUACCAUAUCUCGGGCAAUCCUUUCGGAUGCUGUUGCCUUGGUGCGAGGUGACCGCUUCUAUACUGUGGAUCAAACUCCGAAGAAUUUAACAAACUGGGGUUUUAAUGAAGCCAGCUACGAUAAUACAGUUGACAAAGGUCACGUAUUCUACAAAUUGUUCCUCCGGGCAUUUCCCAGCCACUUCAAGCCGAAUUCAAUCUAUGCCCAUUUCCCUUUGGUGGUCCCCGACGAAAACCGAGAAAUUCUUACACAGUUGAAUUUCGCCAGGAAAUACUCGUGGGACAAGCCGGCGAGGAUUCCCCAUCCAACCAUGAUCGAAUCGUAUGCUGCAUGCGACGCGAUUAUCAAGAACCAAAAAGAUUUUAAAGUUACAUGGGGGGAGGCCAUUGAAUUUUUGAUGCAUAAGGAAUGUAAUUCGUUUGGCAGAGAUUUCAUGCUUUCUGGUGAUGAGCCACCCAAUGCGGCAUCCAGGCAGAUGAUGGGAAGAGCAUUGUAUCACGGUGAAUGGGAGGCGGAGGUUAAAAAGUUCUAUGAGCAGAUUACGCUCAAACUGCUACACGAAAAAUCAUACAAAAUUGCCGGAGUCAACCAAGUGGAUAUUGUGCGAGAUGUCGCAAACAUUGCCCAGGUACAUUUUGCAGUGGCCGUUUUUUCGCUUCCACUUAAGACUGGCGAUAACCCACGCGGCAUAUACACCGAAUCUGAGCUCUAUAUGAUCAUGGCGCUAGUCUUCACUUGCAUCUUUUUUGAUGCCGACCCUGCCAAAAGUUUCCCUCUACGCCAGGCAGCUCGGAAGGUGACGCAACAGCUUGGAGAUAUUGUCCUGCUAAAUGUGCAGCUGAUCAAGCAAACUGGGUUCCUCAGCAACAUGGUUGAACGAUUGUAUGGAAACAAUAUGCUGACGGAGUAUGGGGUCCAUAUGAUUCGCCGUUUACUGGAUUCGGGACUGCCCCCUGAGCAGAUUGUCUGGACACACAUGCUUCCGACAGCCGGCGGCAUGGUAGCGAAUCAAGCACAAUUAUUUUCUCAAUGUCUCGAUUACUAUUUAUCAGAGGAAGGAUCUAUCCAUUUACCCGAGAUUCAUCGAUUGUCGAAGUUGGGAACUGCCGAAGCUGAUGAGCUCCUUUUGAAAUAUUUUCUAGAGGGAUCCAGGCUUCGAGCAACGGUGGGCGUGUACAGGGAAGUUGUCACCCAGUCAACAAUCAAAGACGGUGUAAAAACACUGAAGUUAAAACCAGGAGACCGUGUUGCUUGUAACCUCGUCAAAGCGUCUAUGGACCCGAAGAAGUUCCCUGAACCCGAUAAAGUUGACUUGACGCGGGAUCUUGAUUCAUACAUCCAUUUCGGACAGGGCCCUCACAAAUGUUUGGGCUUUGGGAUUUGCAACGCAGCACUAUCGACAAUGCUCAAAACGGUGGGAAAGCUGGAAAAUCUGCGACGAGCACCGGGUCCUCAAGGCGAGCUCAGGAGGAUCCCUGGCCCUGGUGGCAUUAGCAAGUAUUUGGUUGCGGACUAUACUAGCUACUUUCCAUUCCCAACAACGAUGAAGGUGCAGUGGGAUGGGGAGCUACCUCCAUGUGCAGAUUAA
Histoplasma capsulatum G186AR is the source of this 3255-nucleotide messenger RNA. RefSeq names its product fatty acid oxygenase. The coding region runs from base 1 to 3255 and encodes 1084 amino acids. The record is from RefSeq and is a predicted model, not a curated record. NCBI's taxonomy places the organism in Eukaryota, Fungi, Ascomycota, Eurotiomycetes, Onygenales, Ajellomycetaceae. The transcript is spliced from 7 exons. Gene Ontology annotation, biological process: response to oxidative stress. Gene Ontology annotation, molecular function: oxidoreductase activity, acting on paired donors, with incorporation or reduction of molecular oxygen; peroxidase activity; iron ion binding.